Photinus pyralis (common eastern firefly) is the source of this 1487-nucleotide messenger RNA. RefSeq names its product ceramide-1-phosphate transfer protein. Gene Ontology annotation, molecular function: ceramide 1-phosphate binding; ceramide 1-phosphate transfer activity. Gene Ontology annotation, cellular component: cytosol; cytoplasm; membrane. The record is from RefSeq and is a predicted model, not a curated record. NCBI's taxonomy places the organism in Eukaryota, Metazoa, Arthropoda, Insecta, Coleoptera, Lampyridae. Bases 235 to 867 code for a protein of 210 amino acids. Gene Ontology annotation, biological process: ceramide transport; intermembrane lipid transfer. The transcript has 3 exons.
AUACAGAAAUGUGAUAGACAUUCAAAAAUAAAAUGAAUCCCAAAUUUGAAUUUAUCAGGAACACAAAAGCCAGUCAAUAGUUCAACUGCACUCGAGUAGUUAACUCAAGUGGGGGAAGGGAUAUUUUUUGAGGUUAUCGUGAAGAGUGGACGUUGUUGAUUUAUUAAUUACCUACGCCAGAUAAAUUUGAUUAUUCCAUAUGUUACACUAGAAGCGCAAGUUAAAUUAAUAAAAAUGAGUAAUUUCGAUAUCUCAUUAAUCCACAAUAAUUUUCAACAAUCGUUGGCCGAAGAAAACGAUGUGGCCCUGAAGGAGUACUUAGACGGAUAUGAAGAAUUGAACAAAUUCUGCAACUUAAUGGGUGUGAUUUUCGGAUUCGUAAGUAAAGAUUUAAGAUCGAAAAUGGAUAUUUUAUACGAUUAUUUAAAAGACUCAAACAACUCGCAGAACUAUACCACUGUUAAACAAAUGAUAGAGUAUGAAAAGCAGACCAAACUCUUAGAUAGAAAGGAUUUUACUUCUGGCAGCCGUACUUUAUUAAGGUUGCAUCGUGGUUUAGACUUCCUGAGAGUCUUCCUCAAAGGCGUAAGCGAAUUGAAAGAUAACGAAAACACAUCCCCAGUUGGGAGGGCAGCUUAUGACAAGACCUUAUCACAUCACCACACUUUUGUGGUUCGCAACGGAGCCCGAUUGGCAAUGCAUACUAUGCCAACACGAGAACAACUUUUAAAAAAGCUAUGCGGUGAAAAUGCAGAAGAAAUUGAACGGACGAUUACCACUUUGCCGAAAAUGCUGGACGUCACUACAGUCGUGUUUGAUCGCAUCGAUAAUUUAUACACUGUUCACGAACUACAUACUCUGCCUUAAUUUCGCUUGCCAAAAUUAUUUAGUUAAAUUAGCUCAAUGUGUACAUAUAAUGACCAAAUCAAACAUUUUUUAUUGCUAUACAACCCAUUUUAAAAAUGGGACUUAAUGUCGUGUAAUCUCUGUAAGUAAUUAUAUCAAGUGGGUAGGUAACCAACUUGCACCAAAGAGUAUUAUUAUACGUGCUAAUUCAUUUGAGGUGUAAUACACACUAAUGGUCUUUAAUGUAUAAGACCUACAGGGUGUUCAAAUAUACACUAAAUGGGCAUUUUGAAAAAUCAUUCUCAUUAUUUCGUGGGAUCAAUGAUUUACAAUUAAAACCAUGUAAAUCAUUUGAUGACUACGUUUAUCACAUUGGGGGUUGCUGACAGUAAUAUAUAAGUGGUGGCAUUGGUAUUAUUAACUAAUUACUAAUUAAAAUAAGCUUUUAAUGGUUUUUAUUUAAACUUUGUAUUAAUUGAAAAGUAUUAUCACAUUUUAUAAUUAUCAGUUAAAGGGGAUUUAUAAAUGUGCAAUCAUUAUCACCUUUUGAUUUGAAUUGUGCCAUUAUCUGUGAUUUGUUCAUCUUAUCUUGUGGAAAGCGAAGUGCAUUUAUAUACAAAAAUAUAGAACUAUUGAUUUUU